Lodderomyces oxycetoniae is the source of this 2052-nucleotide messenger RNA. RefSeq names its product gamma-glutamyltransferase (gene CIS2). Lineage: Eukaryota; Fungi; Ascomycota; Pichiomycetes; Serinales; Debaryomycetaceae. The record is from RefSeq and is a predicted model, not a curated record. The transcript has 2 exons. Bases 1 to 2052 code for a protein of 683 amino acids. Gene Ontology annotation, cellular component: plasma membrane; fungal-type vacuole. Gene Ontology annotation, biological process: glutathione catabolic process. Gene Ontology annotation, molecular function: glutathione gamma-glutamate hydrolase.
AUGCCAGGCACAUCAGCACUUUAUUCAAUAGCAAAUGUAAAUGGAUUGCUUUCUGCGGCACUCACAAUUGUCAAGUACGUACCACAAAUCAAUACAACCUACCAUUUGAAACACCCUGGUACUUUAUCGAUUGGAAUGAUGUGUAUACAGACCCCUGGUGGGUUCGUGUUUGCAGCUACACUCAUGUUUACAAAAGGGUCACAUUGGAGCUCAUAUGUGAGCUAUUUGGUUGCUGCGAUUUUACAAGGUACAUUAUUGACACUUUCUCCACCACCAGUCCCAGUAGCACCAGCACCACUACUGAUCACAUCACACAAUUUCGACAAUAUAACUAGAGCAGACCCAUACUACACAUUAAACCUCCAAUAUGACCCUCUACAUGACAAUAUAGGGCAACCGGAUUUGAACCCUUCAGAAGAACAUUUGCACCGUGGUUCAAAAGCAAUGAUUGCAAGUGAUGUCCCAUUAUGCUCUACUAUGGGGAAGGACAUUUUGCUUAGAGGAGGCAAUGCGGCAGACGCUGCAGUCACUGUUGCUCUAUGUAUUGGUUCUGUCAAUGCCCAUAGUUCGGGAAUUGGUGGAGGUGGCUUUAUCUUGAGCAGAAAAGGAGGGGAAGAAGAAAAAGAGGUGGUGAGCAUUGAUGCAAGAGAGACAGCACCACAGAUGGCAUUCAAAGAGAUGUACAAUGGCUCUUUUAUACUUAGCAAGAUAGGUGGAUUGAGUGUGGCUGUACCAGGAGAACUUAAAGGUCUUGAUGAGUUAUAUAGGCUUCACGGUAGUGGGAAUUUGUCGUGGAAUGAGUUGAUUGAACCAGUAGUCGAAUUGAAUAGAAAUGGGUGGAGAUGCUCCAAAGUGUUUGAAAAAGUGGUUGAUAUUGAGUACCAGUUGGUAUUAUCAAAAGUGCCGCUGCUUAGGAAAACGUGGGAUUUCAUCUUCAAUGAAAAUGGGUUGGUUAAGGAAGGAGAUCUUAUACAAAGACCAAACUAUGCAAAGACAUUGGAGUUGAUAGCCAAAAAUGGGAGCAGUGCAAUAUUUUACGAUCCAGAUGGACCAAUUGUUACAUCUUUAGUUGAUACGAUAUUCAAAUGGGGCGGAAUCAUAACCAAAGCGGAUUUCGAAAAUUACCAAGUCGUUGUUGAGCAACCGCUCAAGACUGAAAUUGGUGAGUAUAAAGUGUAUACCAGUAAUGGAGUUUCAUCUGGCCUAUCUUUAAUUGCAGGAUUGAACUUCUUCAACAAGGUAUUCAAGACAUCGGAUAGUGAUACAUUAUUUAAUCACAAGUUGAUUGAGAGUUACAAAUGGGCAAGUUCAGUAAGAACAAGACUCGGCGAUUACGUUGAUAGAUCAAAAGUCAUUCGAAAAUACUCUAGCUCAAAAUGGCUUAAAAUCAAUAGCAUUUAUUCAGAUUCCACGACUUUUUCUUGGCACCAUUACAAACCAAAGUACGAAAUGGUUGAGCCUCAAGGUACUUCACAUUUUUCAAUCGUUGACGAGAAUGAUAACUCCGUGUCUAUGACAACCACAGUGAAUCUACUUUUUGGAUCAAUGGUUUACGACAAGAGUACUGGUAUAAUCUUAAACAAUGAAAUGGAUGACUUUUCGCAGCCAAAUAUAAGCAAUGCAUUUAACCUUACUCCGUCGAUAUACAAUUUCAUUUACCCCGGAAAACGACCAUUAUCUUCGAGCGCACCUACAAUCAUCGUACAUAACAAUAGGACCGAUUUCGUGAUUGGAGCUGCUGGUGGCAGUCGUAUCACAAAUACUGUUCUUCAAGCGAUAGUGAGGAUCUACUAUAAGAGUUUCAAUUUGUUAGACACUAUUGCCUUUCCAAGAUUGCACCAUCAGCUAAUACCCGAGGGUGUCAUGUGCGAAAACCUAACAACCUUAGACAAGGAAUAUUCUGGAGUGGUUGCCAAACUAAUGUCGAAGGGGCACACGUUUUUAGAAACCGGGUCUUUAACAGCAAUGAAUGGGGUCAAGAGGUUAAAAGAUGACUCAUUAAAUGGGGUUAGUGAUUACUGGAGAAAACGAGGUCAAGCUGAUGGUUAUUAG